GUGUAUCCUCAAACCAGGGAAAGUUGUCACUGUCACUGUCAGCCACAUAUGUCUAAAUACCAGCAUUAGCGUUAUCAGCCUUAUAAAUGAGUGUAUUAAAAUGAGAUAAGUAACAAUUGCGUUUGUGUGCUUAAUUGGGACCUCGCGGAGUAUGAGCAAUAUGCCAUUUCGAAGAGGUAAAUAGACGCAGCGAGAUGGACUGGCUGAGCAAGUACAACAUCCUCUCAAAGCCACAGACUAGGGCUCUGAUGAGCAGUACCGAGGAAGAAUGUGAUCCGCAGGCCUGCUACGACAGCUUCAAGGAGCACUGGCAUCAAGCUCUAAAGAUAAUAAAUCGAGCGCAGCAAAUGCCCAGAAACGACGAUGUUCUUGGAGUCGUAAAUCAUCUGGAGCAAAUGGUCACUCUUCUCUUGUACGACGUCAAAAAGAUCGAUCAGCUGAGAGUACCCAUUUCGUCGACCUCCCAAUGCCUGGAGUACAUGCUGGGGGAAAAUAUUCUAGAUAAGUUGUUUGAAUGGGGCGUCCGCGCUGGGAAAUUUAAGGAUGCCGUCCGAUGCGAACAGCUAAAAUUAUACGAAGUUUUAAUUAGCAGGUCGCGCCACGUUCUCUUAGUCCAUGAACCGUUUCUCAGGCCAAUGUUGAAACUCCUCAACUCUUGUAAAGACGAACUGUUUUCCAAAGAUAUCGAAAAACUGCUAGUAGAUCUGUUGAAUCAGUUGUGUGCGCUGUUGAUGCAGAAUAUAGACUUAAUAGAUCUUUUUUUCCAGAGGAGUGAGAAUAACACAAGGUUUAUCAUUUUUAUUUUACUUAUCCCGUUCGUCCAUCGUGAGGACUCGAUAGGGAUGCGUGCUCGAGAUGGUCUGCUAUUGUGCAUGUCGUUGUCUAAAAAGAACAAAGAAGUGGCGACUUACAUAGUUGAACGUUCGAAUUUUGCCGUGUUGGCGGCGAGUGGUUUAAAUGGCUUAUAUUCUUUGUUACCAAAUAUUUUAGACGAUAUCCAAGUACCUGAUUGGCGACGGUUAACUCCCGACGACGUUAACGAUAUAAAAGGUUUAUCGACAUUUGUGACGUCACUAGAGUUUAGUAACGCGGUAGCACAAGUCGCGCAUCCUAUGAUUAGGAGACAACUACAGGAGUUUCUUUUUCGGGGGUUUUUGAUACCCGUUUUAGGUCCCGCUCUUUUGCAAACUAAUGUAAACGAACAGGUUGCGGCUACUGCUUAUUUGGAAUUAAUUUUACGCACAGUUACGCAACCGGGCCUUCUAUACGCGCUAUUAAAAUUUUUGAUUAAUAUGGAAUACGACGGUCAUAGACUUCUGGAUAUUUUAAUACAACGAGUACACUCGGACCGCGAGCUGUGUUUGGUUUCUCUGUCGUUGUUCGAAACUAUGGUUCACUUAAACUGCGAGGAUAUGAUGCUCGAGUUGGUUUUUCAACAUUUACAACCGUGUUUGCACUUGAUGUUGUCACAAAGGAGAUUAUUAUUGCCGUUGGAUCCGCAUUGUCAGAAUUUCGAAAAAUUGCUGAACCUAGCACCGAGCUGUUGCGAGUUGCCGAGCUCACCCAGAAGCGACAUCCAUUGGAAUCAUUAUGGUGGACAGCAGAGUCUGUGUGGGAAGUACCAUGCCUAUUUAUACGACGCAAGGAAUAAAAUUUCUAGCUGCCAAGCGGCAUGUACAUCUUGGAAUAAUUCGUAUACCGGGUGUGACGAAAUCGUCCAAGACCCUACGAUUACCGAAGAAAACUGCAAUAGUCUCUCGUCUCUGGGCGAAAGCAGCGGCUACGAAAGUUUAAAAAUCAAAAUCGAAGAUUCGAGCGAAGAGACUCCAAUAUGGCAAAUCUCUUCAAACAAGAUCCGAAAACACAAUCCUUCUUUUGUAGAUAACAGUGAUCAGUUAAACAGUUCCGGUAGUGCUGGACCUUUUCUCACUCUUCUUCUCGAGAAGCUUAAAAACUUCUUGUCGAACUCAUUCUAUAUAAAUUUACACGUGACAGGGUUAAUUUCGAGGUUAGCUGUAUACCCACAACCUCUCCUAAGGACCUAUCUUUUAGACGACAGUUUAGUGUUACAGCCAAACGUGCCAUCAUUAUUUCAAAUUAUUGGUUCGCUGAAACAAAGUAUCGACGAAUAUAUGAGUAGGCGGGCCGAUAGCGGCAGCUUGAUAAAAGCUGCGAGAGACUUCCUCGUCGAUAGGGAGACCCGGCUGAUAAACGCCCGAAGAAACACUCUAGAAAAGUCGUCUUCGUUUAACGUCGAGCCCGAGCCGUUCCAGCGGAACGGCCCGAAACGCAGGAGCUUAAAUUUACCUUCCAUUACGAGCAUGUUUGGACGCAGGCCGAGCCAAGUUGCCGAAAACGGGGUCGCGUUAGUACCCACCGAAGAGUAUCAAUGCAAUUUAAUUUACCCUAAGUUUAACGAAGAGCAACACGUGGCAUUGUGUGCCGUUUUGUUGGAUGAGUGGGUUAAAGAACUCGCCGCUCUUGCUCAAGAACACAUGAUCGCGCAACUUGCCGCCCUCUUUAAAUAACGGGUCAAUUUAAAAUUAGGCAAUACUUUUCUAUUCUUUAACCCGUCUUUAAUACUGUUAAAAUCAAAAUAACUCAAUAUUGGCUGAUAUAUUUAUUGUUAUAAGGGUUUUGAAUUUAGCAAUUUUAGUGUGUACUUAAGGGUUCAUUUUGUCUGCUUUAAAGAGAUUUGUGUGUGUUUGUGUGUAGGUGUUCGGACCGACAUUGUGCACCUUUAAGUCAUUUGCUAUCGUCCAUUAUGGGAACAUAUCUUCAACAUCAAGACCCUCGAUUUUUUUUUGUUAAUAACUUGUUAACAGGUUAACACUAUGUUUAAGUAACUUUCAAAAAUGUCUGUGAUCUCUAUGUAAAAUUAAGAAAAUUUUUAUACAAACAUGUUGACGUUGUUGACACCUCAUUGUGGAUUUGCUGUGUAUUUUUAUUCGGAGUGUAUUAUACAUUUUAUUUAUUUUAACUUUAUCUUAAUUCGCAAAUGUUAAUAUUAUUUGUAGCGUAGGGAGAGUUGUAUAUGAUUUGUUUACAAUAAAGUAUACAAAUAUUUUAUUAA
Molecule: messenger RNA, 3073 nt
Organism: Zophobas morio
Lineage: Eukaryota; Metazoa; Arthropoda; Insecta; Coleoptera; Tenebrionidae
Product: FHIP family protein AGAP011705
Exons: 6
Coding region: 195-2528 (777 amino acids)
Source: RefSeq, a predicted model, not a curated record